Messenger RNA from Moesziomyces aphidis, 627 nucleotides. The record is from the annotation of a GenBank genome assembly. NCBI's taxonomy places the organism in Eukaryota, Fungi, Basidiomycota, Ustilaginomycetes, Ustilaginales, Ustilaginaceae.
AUGCUGCAGAUCUUCAAGGAGCUCGACCUCGCGGUCCCCGCCGACGUUUCCGUCAGCAUUUCGUCGCGUGUCUUCACCGUCAAGGGCCCCCGCGGCUCCCUCACCAAGGGCCAGAGCCAAAAGACACAGCAGGCCCUACUCGGCGAAGCAACAUCGCUCAAGCACAUGAACCUUGAUGCCCGUAUCAUCAAGAGCCCCGCCGGCCAGAAGAUCAAGUUCAUCGUGUGGCACGCCGCCCGCAAGCACGCCGCUUGCCUGCGUACCGCUCAGGCAUGCGUUGCCAACAUGAUCAAGGGUGUCACCGUCGGCUUCCAGUACAAGAUGCGCGCCGUCUACGCCCAUUUCCCCAUCAACAUCAUCAUUGCUGGUGACAAGAAGUCGGCCGAGAUCCGCAACUUCCUGGGCGAGAAGCGUGUCCGCAACAUCCAGAUGCUCGAGGGCGUUACCAUCCAGGAGGACAAGGCGCAGAAGGACCAGGUCCUCGUCGAGGGCAACGACAUUGACCUCGUUUCGCAGUCGGCCGCUCUCCUCCACGGUGCCACGCUCGUGCGCAACAAGGAUAUCCGAAAGUUCCUCGACGGUAUCUACUGCACCGGCAAGGCCAGCGUCGUCAAGGCCGAGGCCUAA